AUGCGCUCCGCCGCCAGACUCAGCCGCAUCCUCCUCCUCCUCCUCCUCCUGCCGCCGCCGCCCGCCGCCGCCUACUUCGGGUCAGCACCGCCCGCGGGGACCGGCCCGGCACCGCCUUCGAGCCGGGACCGGGGGGAGAGCGGGGACACCGGGAACCGGGGCUGGGGGGACGGGGUGACAGUGGGACAGAUCGGGGUGACCAUGGGACAGCUUGGAUUGUCCGUGGGACAGCUCAGAGUGACAGUGGGGCAGCUGGGGGUGACAGUGGGGCAGCUCGGGGUGACCGUGGGGCAGUUCGGGGUGACCAUGGGACAGCUCGGAGUGACCGUGGGGCAGCUCGGAUUGUCCGUGGGACAGCUCAGAGUGACCGUGGGGCAGCUGGGGGUGACAGUGGAACAGCUGGGACUGACCGUGAGGCAGUUCGGGGCCGUGGAGCGCAGGUCCCCGCCGAUGCUCUGCGGAGGGCGCGGGGGCUCCGCGGGGCUGUCGCGGUCCCCGGACACGUUCCCGUCGCUGCGGGGGGGUCCGGGCCGAGCCGCGCACCUGCAGCGCCCGGAGCAUCCCCCGAGCUGUCCCGGGCCCGGAGGGGCGGUGCGGGCAGGGCUGAGGGAACGGGACACGGGGGCCGGGGGUCGCAGGAGCCUCCCCGAGCGGACCAGGGAGCUUUUACGGGAUGUGGAAACGGGUGACACACUCCUGGUCAGUGCAGUGCUGCUGCACAACAACUGCUCCCAGUUUGCAGCCCCCAAACCCUGCAUCAAAGUAAAAUAUUUUCUCUGUGAUUUCAAGCAUCCUGGAGAUAUCAGCCUGACCGGGAAGGAAGCCCUGACCCAUUUCCCAUCGCUGGGUGCCCCGGGGGGCUCUGGCCCGGGCAGGGGGCACCAGAAGCAGUGCGAGCUGCUGCAGCUGUCCCGCAAGCAGAAGCGGCUGUGCCGGAGGGAGCCGGGGCUGGCGGAGACGCUGCGGGACGCGAUCCGCCUGGGCAUCCUGGAGUGCCAGCUCCAGUUCCGCAGCGAGCGCUGGAACUGCAGCCUGGAGGGCCGGCCCAGCCUGCUCAAGAGAGGCUUUAAGGAGACGGCGUUCCUGUACGCCGUGUCCUCGGCCGCCCUGACGCACUCGCUGGCGCGGGCGUGCAGCGCGGGGCGCAUGGAGCGCUGCACCUGCGACGACUCCCCGGGGCUGGAGAACCGCAAGGCCUGGCAGUGGGGAGUCUGUGGGGACAACCUCAAGUACAGCACCAAGUUCCUGAAGAAGUUCCUGGGGCAGAAGAGGAUCGGCAAGGACCUGCGGGCCAAGGUGGACAUCCACAACACCAACGUGGGCAUCAAGGCGGUGAAGAACGGCCUCAAAACCACCUGCAAGUGCCACGGCGUGUCGGGCUCCUGCGCCGUGCGGACCUGCUGGAAGCAGCUCUCGCCUUUCCACGAGAUCGGGCGGCUCCUGAAGCUGCGCUACGACGAUGCCGUCAAGGUCUUCAGCACCAGCAACGACGCGGUGGGGCACUCGGAGCUGGCGGGGCCGCACCGCCACGGCCCCUCGGCCAAGCUGCCCGCGCUGCCCCGCCCCACCGACCUGGUGUACGUGGAGGACUCGCCCAGCUUCUGCCGGCCCAGCAAGUACUCCCUGGGCACCGCGGGCAGGACCUGCUCCCGGGAGGGCAACUGCGACAGCAUGUGCUGCGGGAGGGGCUACAACACCCAGAGCCGCCUGGUCACCUUCUCGUGCCACUGCCAGGUGCGCUGGUGCUGCUACGUGGAGUGCCAGCAGUGCAUGCAGGAGGAGGUGGUGUACAGCUGCAAGCAGUAGCCACAGCGCCCAGCGGCGGGGACAGGGCAGGGACAGGG
Catharus ustulatus (Swainson's thrush) is the source of this 1844-nucleotide messenger RNA. RefSeq names its product Wnt family member 9B (gene WNT9B). The record is from RefSeq and is a predicted model, not a curated record. Gene Ontology annotation, cellular component: extracellular region. The coding region runs from base 1 to 1806 and encodes 601 amino acids. The transcript is spliced from 6 exons. NCBI's taxonomy places the organism in Eukaryota, Metazoa, Chordata, Aves, Passeriformes, Turdidae. Gene Ontology annotation, biological process: canonical Wnt signaling pathway; cell fate commitment; neuron differentiation. Gene Ontology annotation, molecular function: cytokine activity; frizzled binding.